CUUCGUCGACCAUCUUCAAAAUUUAUUUCAGAAGCUAAUAUUUUCCUUCUUUUCUUGACCUUCCAAGCGGAGAAUCCUCUCCCGAUACUCUCCUGGGUCAUGCAAAAGGAGGCAAGCAAUGUGUAUUGCUCCAAAACUGAACACUGAUAGGCUUGCAAAUGUUCUGGAAGAAAAUAUACAAAAGGAAAAUGGCGAAUCGUACUUCUUAAGGAUCUUCCAUAUCCUUCAAAACCAGGGCAGUGAAAUAACACCAGCUUUGUAUAGCAAUACUGUCCGUUGGAUAUGGCUGCUCAAUCAUGACUUUGAAUACCUUCCUGAUACUUUUUCUCUUACUGUGAGCAUUUUAGACAGAUUUCUUUCAUUGGUUAAGGCAAAGCCAAAGUACCUGAGAUGUAUUGCUAUUACUGCAUACUUCUUAGCUAUCAAGACUAUGGAAGAAGAUGAGAACAUCCCAUCACUGGCCGAGCUGGUGAAAGUCAGUGAAUGUGGCUGCACCCCAUCUGAUGUACUUCGCAUGGAGCGCAUUAUUCUAUCUAAACUACAGUGGACUUUAAACACAACUACUCCCUUGUCUUUUCUACAACUUUAUGGUGCAUUGGUGUUCUCUAGCUGCGAAGUCAUCAAACAUAACAUGGCUCCAACACAGCAUUUGAAUGAUUUGACUGUGAAACUGGAAGACUGUUUGUGCAACUUUCAGUUCACUCAAUUUAAGGGUUCUGUGUUAGCCUUGGCUUUACUUAGUCAAGAAUUGGAGAGCUUGUCACCAAGAUGGCUAGCAGUUGUCAUUGAACUCCAAAAACUAACUGGGGUUGACUUUGGAGAGCUGAUCAGAUGCCGUGAGCUGAUCCAUGAUGUCUUUGAUCAUAAUAUUCCUCACGUACUUCCAAGAAAGAGCAGACUUUCCAAACCAGCUUACAAGCAUUCCCUAGCAACCAUUCCAGAAUGCCCAGAAGAUGUUUUCUCUUUUCUUCCAGAACAUUUGCAACCAGGUAUGCAGACUCUUACUGUGACAAGUAUUGACAGCUUCUCUGCUGACCCACAACCUUUGCGUGAUGAACUCAAAAGACUUCGCAACAUUGCUGUUGGAGUUCUGAGUGAUGAGGAUUCUACUCCUGUGACCAAGCGCCGCAGGGCAGAGUUGGCAAUGGCUUGUGGCCAGCAAUCUCAACAAGGCUGUGGUGGGUGUACCAGUGGAGUUCAUACCUUACAAGCUGUUGCUUUGUAAAAGUGUCAGUCUUGGAACAAACGACUGUGUUUCUGUGCCACCAAAAAAAAAUAUUUCACUUGUAGCUCAUAUUAGUAUUCAGUAGUAUAGUUUCUUGCUGUGGAGGAUCCAAAAAAAGAUCCAAAAUGUCAAAAAUACAAAAAGAUAGUUAUUGGCUGAGAUGAAAGUGUUUUUUUUUUUUAAUUUUUUUAUCUUCAGCAUGUUUCCACGAACUUGUGAAACAUAAGUAUUAGACAAAGCUUUUAAUGUGUGUAUGUCAGUGGUCAUUUAAUUAUAAUCUAGUUUGGCAUCUAGAUUAGAUACAAUAUAAUUAAUGUUUGUUUCAUUGGUUUAUGGAAACUGAUUUAGGUGAUGUGAAUGUUGGGUUAUUGUUUAACAAUGCCAUCCUAUGGCGUUGGUGUUGGUUUAGUGAAAUACUUGUACGAAACGUUUGUUGAGACUUAUCCAGUCAAGGGGUUACAAGCCACUUUUAUAAUUGUAAUCUUUUACACUGUAUUACCAUUUUGUAAUACUUAAUGCUCGGUCUACUUAAAUGCAGUUCUGGGGCAUAUUAUAUGUAUUUCUCUUUAAUUUUCCUCAAAAUGAGAGCAAUACAGAAAUGCCACAAAACAACAUUAGCAUGGAUAGGGCCUUAGAUUUUGAGAAAAUGAAAACCAUAGAUGGUCAAGCACCAGUAGGGCUUGAGAAUGAUCCCUCUUAAAACCAGUUAAGUUAUCAAGGAGUCGCAGGUUUGAGAAAUAUUUGUCACCCCUAGACGUUUAUUAUUAUACAUUUAAUUCUGAGAAUAAGUCUUAUAAAAGUAUAUCAUUGGAUAAGUGAAUUAUUUUAAAGUUUUAGGUGGGACAUUCCUUGGUUGUAAUAUAAAUAUUGAUAAGCACAAACAAAAAUAAAUUAUUAGACUGUGUUCUAAAUUGAAAAGCCAACAUAGCAAGACGAUUGGCACAGGAAUCUACACAGUUGUAAAGGUUGACAUCACACAAGGCAUUUGAACAAAGGACUUGAUUUAUACAUAGGGUCAAUGUAUAAUACAAGCAAAAAACAUAUUCUGAAAAACAAAUAAAAAAGGUAGCAUGUUUAA
Molecule: messenger RNA, 2303 nt
Organism: Exaiptasia diaphana
Lineage: Eukaryota; Metazoa; Cnidaria; Anthozoa; Actiniaria; Aiptasiidae
Product: cyclin-I
Biological process (GO): mitotic cell cycle phase transition; regulation of cyclin-dependent protein serine/threonine kinase activity
Cellular component (GO): cyclin-dependent protein kinase holoenzyme complex; cytoplasm; nucleus
Molecular function (GO): cyclin-dependent protein serine/threonine kinase regulator activity
Source: RefSeq, a predicted model, not a curated record